Molecule: messenger RNA, 4401 nt
Organism: Lodderomyces elongisporus
Lineage: Eukaryota; Fungi; Ascomycota; Pichiomycetes; Serinales; Debaryomycetaceae
Gene: SIN3
Product: transcriptional regulator
Exons: 4
Coding region: 1-4401 (1466 amino acids)
Biological process (GO): negative regulation of transcription by RNA polymerase II
Cellular component (GO): chromatin; Sin3-type complex
Molecular function (GO): transcription corepressor activity
Source: RefSeq, a predicted model, not a curated record
AUGUCUAAUCAGCAGGAGUCUUGGUCUGCUCAGCAGCGACCCCUCAACCAACAGUUCAAUCGUCAACAUCCACCAGUCUUACCACCACCAGCUACUUUGGAGCAAGGUUCUCAGCAAUUUUAUCCUUUGCCAAGUUUACCAAGCUUGGGUAAUGGUAGUGGGCAUCAUUCUCAACAUGGACACGGGUUCACCAUUCCAUCCAUUAAUCCAGUCAAUGAUUCAAUUCAAAUGGGCCAUGGAUCAGACCAUUCGAGACAGACACCGGAAAUAAGGAGGCCAUCGAUUGUUACUUUUGGCAAUCCACAAAGCUCAUCCUUACCACCACCGUCAUCGUUGACCAAUAUUAAUACUGAACAUCAAAAUAUGAGCAACGAUAUCGGAACACAACCACAACAUCAGCAAUCACUUCAUCAACAGCAGCCACCACCACCACCACCACAACAACAACAGCAGCAGCAGCAACAGCAACAACAACAACAACAAUCACAAACACAAUCACAACAGCAGUUGCCUCUUCAGCAACCACCUGCUGGUGUUUCGAGUCCUAUUGGCGGAAUUCCCAACAGGUCCAGUACUAGUAACGUCUACCGACCAUUGAAUGUGAAGGAUGCAUUGUCAUAUUUGGAUCAAGUCAAAAUACAGUUCUAUAAUCAGUCAGAAGUAUACAAUAAUUUUUUGGAUAUUAUGAAAGAUUUCAAGUCGCAAAGUAUUGAUACGCCAGGAGUGAUUGAUCGUGUAUCUACCUUGUUUAAAGGUCAUCCCAAUUUGAUCCAAGGAUUCAACACUUUUUUGCCACCCGGUUAUAAAAUUGAAUGUUCAUUGGAUCCUUCUGACCCUAAUCCAAUUAGGGUAACGACACCUACUGGAACCACCACGGGCUCGAACAUUGCCGGUACCUCAUACAAUCAAGGUUGGGGUAACGAUGAAAUGUCUGUGGUUGCCACAGUAUCUCAGCAACAGCAACAAUUCAAUGAGGCAAUUGGCAAUCAAAAUGCCGGAUCUGGUCAAACCGAGUUUAACCACGCUAUAUCAUAUGUGAAUAAGAUAAAGACGCGAUUUGCCAAUCAACCAGAUAUAUACAAGCAAUUUUUAGAGAUUUUGCAAACUUAUCAAAGAGAGCAAAAACCUAUUGCCGAAGUGUACGAACAAGUUACGCAAUUAUUUGCCAAUUGUCCCGACUUGCUUGAUGAUUUCAAGCAGUUUUUGCCUGAUACUAGUAACCAAACUUUUGCUCAAACACAACGUAUUCCAUCAGCUGCUGAGAAGUUUUAUUUGAAUAAUGAAACACAAUUGCCACCAGUUGGAAACUUUCAACCGAUCGGACCCGCGGCAAAUCAACAAGCAUAUGCAGGACAACAACCACAUCAACAACAACAACAACAAUCACAACCACAGCACCAGCAAACUUUACCACCGCAACAACAUCAUCUUCAGCAACAACAACAACAACAACAACAACAACAUCAGCACCAACAUCAGUUACCACCACAUCAACAACAGCAACAGCAGCAGCAGCAACAGGGUGUUCCUUCUUCUGUGGGAGUUGUUCCAGAAAGAAAGGGGGUGUACGAUUCUUCUGCAGUUGAUAAUUCUGCGUACAAAAGAAAGACAGUAGAAGUCGAUAUAGAUAACUACAACCAGGAAGCACAACACUCUAAUGUUAGAUCUGGUUUGGCUCCUGUUGGAGCUGUGGCACCCACUACAACAAAGGCUGGCAAAUCUCAAGGUAGAGCUCUGGCCGCUGGAACUCCAGGUGCAGCUGCUGGUAGUAAUACGGGCGUCACUGCUACUACGGCUGUUGCUCCGCCACUAAAUGCUACUUUGGUCCCUGGUAUUCCUGAACCAGUGCUUCCUUCCAAAACCGUCAAGACUUCAUCUCUUUCGGAAGAGAUUACUUUCUUUGACAAGAUCAGGAAAGCUUUGGGAAAUAGACUGACUUAUAGUGAGUUUUUGAAACUUUUAAAUUUGUUUACGCAAGAUAUUAUCGACAAAGAUACUUUAGUGGAACGUGUUGAUGGCUUUUUGGGAGAUGCAAAUACGGACUUACUUGAUUGGUUUAAGCUGUUUGUUGGCUAUGAGGAUAAGCCCCAAAAUUUGGAAAAUAUUACUUUCAAAAAGCAUGCUUUGGAACUUUCGUUGUGUAAAGCGUAUGGUCCUUCCUAUAGGCAACUUCCAAAAGCAGAAACAUUUAUGCCCUGUUCUGGUAGAGACGAGAUGUGUUGGGAAGUAUUGAAUGACGAAUGGGUUGGGCAUCCUACUUGGGCUUCAGAGGACUCUGGAUUUAUUGCACACAGGAAAAAUCAAUACGAAGAAGUGUUGUUCAAGAUUGAAGAAGAGAGACUCGAGUUUGAUUACUACAUGGAAUCCAACUUGAGAACCAUUCAAAUUUUGGAAACUAUUGCAAAUAGAAUUGCAAACAUGACACCAGAGCAGAAAGCCAACUUCAAGUUGCCACCAGGCUUAGGACAUAAUUCUACAACCAUUUAUAAAAAAGUCAUUCGUAAAAUCUAUGAUAAGGAUCGUGGAUUUGAAGUGAUUGAUGCCUUGCACGAAAAUCCAUCGAUUGCAGUUCCUAUUGUUUUGAAAAGAUUGAAACAAAAAGACGAGGAAUGGAAACGUGCCCAAAGGGAGUGGAACAAGGUGUGGAGAGAGAUGGAACAAAAAGUUUUUUACAAGUCAUUGGAUCAUCUUGGUUUGACUUUUAAGCAAGCAGAUAAAAAACUACUUACUUCUAAGCAACUUGUAAGUGAGAUCAGCACCGUGAAAGUCGAACAGCAAAACAAAAGACUUCAUCCUCUAACUCCAAAACCUCAAGAGCAAUUGAAUUACAAAUUUGAAGAUCAAGAUGUUUUGUUUGAUAUUUUCAAACUCGCGAGUGUCUUUAUCAAUCGUUCAUCGAGUUAUUCAUCUUAUGAUCGAGAAAAGCUCACGCAGUUUUUCAAAUUUUUCAUUUCGUUGUUUUUUGGAAUCCCAAUGGAUCAAACUGACAAAGCUAUUCAGAAGAGGGGAGAAGAGCCCAAUGCGGAUGCUGAUCUUGAUACUGAAAAUGGAGUGGAAGAAGGAUCGCUGCAAAACCAAACCACCACAAAUCCUAGUGAUGCUUCGAAAAAACGUUCGCGCGACACUGAUUUACUCAAGGAUGUUUUGAAGAGAGCAUCCAAAUCCCGACGUGAUGAAAGAGGCGGAUCUCCUGAUUUACAAGGUCUGGAGACUCUUCUGCAAGAAGUCAAUGAGGAAGUGGAAAGAUCUGGAGAACUGUGGGUUAAAUCUAGUACUUCAAAACACGGUUCACUAGACAAUGCUAGUGGUGGUAGCGAGGAUACCACUACUGCUGCUACCGCAUCAUCAUCAUCACCAUCAUCAUCUUCUUCUUCUUCAACAACAACUGCAACAGCAGCAGCGUCGACUGCAGCAAUGGCAAAAUCAAGCCCACAAAAGCGUGACAAAUACAAUUUGUUUUGCAACACUACAAUCUACAUAUUUUUCCGUCAUUUAACAACUUUGUACGAAAGAUUGCUUUAUAUCAAGUCCAUCAAUGAUAAGGUUGGCGAGGAGAUUCGAAAUCGUAAAUAUCCUCAAUUUGCUAAGGAUUUGAAUUUGCUUUCGCACCAGUUGCAGGAUAUGGGGGUAGAUUUGGUUGGUGAUAAAGAUUGUUAUCAACAAGUACUUUCUUUAUCAGAGAGGCUUAUUGAGGGCGAGAUUGAGCAUCAAUGGUUUGAAGAGAGUUUGCGUCAAGGUUACAAAAACAAAGCUUACAAGAUUUAUACUGUUGACAAGGUUGUGCAAGCUUUGGUCAAACACAUGCAUUCAGUCAUUUCCGACACAAAGACGUCUGAGAUAAUGGUUCUUUUUGAUAAUGAUCGUUCAAAACCCGUGUCGAGUGCUAAAGAGCAAAUUCUUUACCGAAUACUGGUUAGAGCUUUGAUGUCAGCGGAGGAAAAUAUGUUCAAGAUUGCCUAUAAUGAAAGCGACAAAACUGUCAAUAUUCAAUUUAUCAGUUUAGAUGAUUUGACAUUGAAUGAUCAAUCCACCAAUGAGGAGCAAUACAAUUACUACGUAACAAGCUAUAUCAUGUCUCAUCCAACCGAAGGCGUGUUGGCUUCUAAAUUGAACAUGCCAUUUUUGAAGUCCUUUAUUGAGGAAGUCGAAGAAGAUUCAGUUGAAGGUCAUGUUAUUUCGGAUCUCAAGGUUGCUAUUGCCGAAAAUUCGUACAAGCUUUAUUUUGAUUCAGGUCAUGAUGAAUACAUUGCCAAGACUGUGUUUAAGCGCUCAGACGAUGACAAAAAGAGUCAAAAUGAAAAGGUAAAGAGUUUGAGGAAGUUGAUUGACGAGAGAUUAUCCUUGCAAGAGGAUAGCGAAGAAGUUGCUGAAAAAGAUGAAGAUGUUCCAGCUCAGCAAUAG